Calliphora vicina (urban bluebottle blowfly) is the source of this 1071-nucleotide messenger RNA. RefSeq names its product probable serine/threonine-protein kinase mkcB. The record is from RefSeq and is a predicted model, not a curated record. The transcript has 3 exons. The coding region runs from base 56 to 958 and encodes 300 amino acids. Lineage: Eukaryota; Metazoa; Arthropoda; Insecta; Diptera; Calliphoridae.
UAACAAACGCGUGUGUACGAGGUAAAAAAAAACACCAGAGAAAAGUUUUAAAAACAUGUCUAACACAAAUCCUUCGAGUGUUACCAUUAACUCCACCAUGGCAACUCUAACAAAUCAAACGGUAACGGGUUUGAUUUUGAAUACGACCCAAUCAACAGCUUUUAAAAAUUCUACUUUGAUUCCUUAUAAUAACACUUCUUUGUAUCCAAAUGCAAACGCUUCCACUAAUGGCAAUUCACCUUGGUAUUUUAACAAUACCAAUUAUUGGAAUAACUCAAUAUAUAAUCCUCCGGUGUGUAGUCCAUAUUGUCCCGAGUAUUAUCCCAACUACGUAACAAUCGAUCCACCAUUGAUUACAUAUUCGUAUACUUAUUCGUAUGCUUAUUACGUCUUAUUGCUGCUACUAUUGAUUGUGGCCAUUAUUUGCAUUAAGAUUGGUAUAUCACGACGUAGAGAACUGGAACGACGAGCUGCUAUCCAACGUAGAAGAGCUCUUCAACAAUCUCAAAAUGCCUAUGUUGCACCAACAAACAUCGAAAACAACACCAACAACGAUAACAAUAAUAAUAAUAACACUGAUGGAAAAGUGUUCGAUUUACCACCCGCUUACGACGAUGUCGUCCAAUCCUAUAUAUUGGCUAAACAGCUAGAACAACAGUCCACAGGAAAUUCCUUAAAUGAUAUAGCAACUGGCAUGACAGCCACCAACCCAUCAUCGAACACAAUUUCGGCAGCUAUUUCCACUUUAACAAUCGAAACUGAAAUAUCGAACAGUAAUCAUGCUAGUGCCACGAACUUGAAUAAUGCCUCAACCUCUAGCAUAAUGUCAGAGACAAAUGUCAUCUCUAGUGCUGUAGUAAAUCCAUCAUCUUCCUCAGCAUCAGCCCAACCUCCAUCGUAUGAUCAUUUAGAACUUGAGUUGUCCACAACGAAACUAAACAAUGAUCAUAUAGUUUAGAACGUUUUAUUACAUAUUCAGCUUUCUUAUUGAUUAAGCAAUAUAUAUUUUUUAAUAUUCCUAUUUAAUUGUAAUUAAAAUGAUUAAUAAAUAAAUAAAAAUUUAAACAAUAU